AUGUCCCAAUUUCAACCCCAACCCCUACCACAACCACAACCACAACUACUACCGCAACAACUACUACCACAAUCACAACAUGAACUCCCCCAACCCACCACCCACCGCCCCUUCUUAAAGUCCCGAACCACCACCGUCCGCACAUUUCUCCUCGAAGACAUCCGCACCGACGCCCUCCUCGAGUCCGAACUCCUUCUCCUCUCCUUCGCCACCGGCAUCCAAGACGCCGCCGCCUGGCCCGACUACGCCUGCUUCGCCUCCAACCAAACCGGCAACGCGCUCUUCCUCGCCAUCGCCGCCGCCAACCUGCACCACAACGCCUACUCUGUCCCCAACAUCGCCGUCAGCCUGGCCCUCUUCGUCGCCGGCGCCCUCGUCUUCGGCCAACUCGGCCACGCGCUCGGCCCACGCCGCCGCGUCUGGCUGCUCGCCAGCAACGUCGUGCAGACCGCACUGGUCUUCGUCGCGCUGCUCGUGCAGACGGCCGGCCCGGUGCGCCGCGACGGGCCCGCAGCCAUGAGCGUCAUUGCGUGUUUAGCGUUCUCGUCUGGCGCCCAGGUGGCCAUGAGUCGCGGGCUGGGCGUCCCCGAGAUCACGACGGCGAUGGCGACGGCGGCGUUUGUCGAUGUCGUGGUUGAUCCGGGGCUGGGGAGGCUGCGGAAUCGGGGGCGCACCCGGCGAGUACUGUUUUUGAUGAUGUUGACGGCGGGCUGUUUUGUGGGCGCGUUCGCGCAGCGUGGCGUAGGAUCACAGUUUCCACUGUUGCUGUGUGCUGCUGGGAAGGCAGUUGUGUGCGUGGGUGUUUUGUUUAAUCGGCCGGUAGUCAGGCAGGAGGAGGAAGAGGACGAGGAAGGGGAAGAGUUGAAAGUAUAG
This is a messenger RNA of Penicillium macrosclerotiorum, 873 nucleotides long. Its product is annotated as YoaK family protein. The coding region runs from base 1 to 873 and encodes 290 amino acids. The transcript has a single exon. The record is from RefSeq and is a predicted model, not a curated record. Lineage: Eukaryota; Fungi; Ascomycota; Eurotiomycetes; Eurotiales; Aspergillaceae.